AUGGCUGGUAAGGGAGAAGGUCCAGCGAUCGGAAUCGAUCUUGGUACUACGUACUCUUGUGUUGGAGUAUGGCAACACGACCGUGUUGAGAUCAUUGCUAAUGAUCAAGGUAACAGAACCACACCUUCGUACGUUGCUUUCACCGACUCUGAGCGGUUGAUCGGUGAUGCUGCUAAGAAUCAAGUUGCCAUGAACCCUGUUAACACCGUUUUCGACGCAAAGAGGUUGAUUGGUCGUAGAUUCAGUGAUGCAUCUGUCCAAAGCGACAUGAAGUUUUGGCCCUUCAAGGUAACCCCUGGACAAGCAGACAAACCAAUGAUUUUCGUAAACUACAAAGGAGAAGAGAAACAAUUCGCUGCGGAAGAAAUCUCUUCAAUGGUUCUCAUUAAGAUGCGUGAGAUCGCUGAAGCUUACCUUGGUUCUUCGAUCAAGAACGCUGUGGUCACUGUUCCUGCAUACUUCAAUGAUUCUCAACGUCAGGCUACAAAGGACGCUGGUGUGAUUGCUGGUUUGAAUGUUUUGCGUAUCAUCAAUGAGCCGACGGCUGCUGCUAUUGCUUAUGGUCUUGACAAGAAGGCAACAAGUGUUGGAAUCAAGAACGUGUUGAUCUUUGAUCUUGGUGGUGGUACUUUUGAUGUUUCUCUUCUUACCAUUGAAGAAGGUAUCUUCGAGGUCAAGGCAACUGCUGGUGACACUCAUCUUGGUGGCGAAGAUUUCGACAACAGAAUGGUUAACCAUUUUGUUCAAGAGUUUAAGAGGAAGAACAAGAAGGAUAUCAGCGGUGACGCAAGAGCUCUAAGGAGAUUGAGAACUGCCUGCGAGAGAGCAAAGAGAACUCUUUCUUCAACCGCGCAAACGACUGUUGAGGUUGACUCUUUGUUUGAGGGAAUUGAUUUCUAUUCUCCAAUCACUCGUGCAAAAUUUGAAGAGAUGAACAUGGAUCUCUUUAGGAAGUGUAUGGAGCCUGUUAUGAAGUGUCUUCGUGACAGUAAGAUGGACAAAAGCAUGGUCCAUGAUGUUGUCCUUGUCGGUGGUUCUACCCGUAUCCCCAAAGUUCAACAGCUUUUACAAGAUUUCUUCAAUGGUAAAGAGCUAUGCAAGUCUAUUAACCCUGACGAGGCCGUUGCAUACGGUGCAGCUGUUCAGGCUGCGAUUCUAAGCGGUGAAGGGAACGAAAAGGUUCAAGAUCUUCUCUUGCUUGAUGUCACACCUCUCUCCCUUGGUAUUGAAACCAUUGGUGGUGUCAUGACCACUUUGAUCCAAAGAAACACAACAAUCCCAGCUAAGAAGGAACAGGAGUUCACCACUACUGUAGACAACCAGCCCGACGUGUUGAUCCAAGUCUACGAAGGUGAGAGAGCUAGAACCAUAGACAACAACAUCCUUGGUCAAUUCGUGCUUUCUGGAAUCCCUCCUGCUCCACGAGGUAUCCCUCAGUUUACUGUCUGCUUUGACAUUGACUCCAAUGGUAUCCUCAAUGUCUCUGCUGAGGACAAGGCCACUGGAAAAAAGAACAAGAUCACAAUAACUAAUGACAAAGGUCGUCUGUCCAAAGACGAUAUUGAGAAGAUGGUGCAAGAAGCUGAGAAGUACAAGUCUGAGGAUGAGGAACACAAGAAGAAGGUGGAAGCCAAGAAUGGUCUUGAGAACUACGCUUACAACGUGGGGAACACACUCCGUGACAUGGGUGAGAAGCUUCCAGCUGCAGACAAGAAGAAGUUUGAAGACUCUAUUGAGGAGGUAAUCCAAUGGCUUGACGAUAACCAAUUGGCUGAGGCUGACGAGUUUGAACACAAGAUGAAGGAGUUGGAGAGUGUCUGGAGUACCAUCAUCACUAAGAUGUAUCAAGGAUGA
Arabidopsis thaliana (thale cress) is the source of this 1854-nucleotide messenger RNA. It is a transcript of the gene ERD2, whose product is annotated as heat shock protein 70 (Hsp 70) family protein. The record is from RefSeq and is marked reviewed. The transcript has 2 exons. Gene Ontology annotation, biological process: protein folding; response to heat. The coding region runs from base 1 to 1854 and encodes 617 amino acids. Gene Ontology annotation, molecular function: ATP binding; ATP hydrolysis activity. NCBI's taxonomy places the organism in Eukaryota, Viridiplantae, Streptophyta, Magnoliopsida, Brassicales, Brassicaceae.